Molecule: messenger RNA, 1470 nt
Organism: Postia placenta MAD-698-R-SB12
Lineage: Eukaryota; Fungi; Basidiomycota; Agaricomycetes; Polyporales; Adustoporiaceae
Exons: 3
Coding region: 1-1470 (489 amino acids)
Source: RefSeq, a predicted model, not a curated record
AUGUCCAUCUUCGAGACGCUUAAUGACGACGUGUUGGGACUCAUCCUCCUCCUCAUUUAUCCUCGGGAUGCCCUACACCUUUCCAUGACAUGCCGCGCUGCUUACACCUACGCCCUCCCCCGCGCACUGUCAGAGGUCGUUCUAUUCGGCCCUACGCACCUGGCGGCCUUCUGCUGUUUUCUUUCAGCAAAGCUCACCGGGCGCGCACAGCACCUACGCGCUCUCACGAUCCAUGCACGCCGGCCCAAGAGCUCAGACGACUGCGUAGUGCUCAAUGAUACUUCGGAUUCAGAUUCUAUGUGCCGGGUUCUCUCACACGCCGUGAACCUCAGGCUUGUCGCCAUCCACGACGCAGAAGAUCUAGCAUUGAGCACACCAGCCCUCUUCGAUGGUCUCUCCUCACUCUCUGGCCUUAUCGACGUCUCCUUUUACAAGGCCGGGAUCCGCACUCUCGAGUUCAUGACCAAGUGGUCGAGUCGCCCGCGCCGGGUCAAAAUUCACACAAGCUCAGGAUCAGCAAACGUGGAACUCCUCACCCUCGACCGUAUUCCAUGGGAUUAUCUGCCUAGAUCGGUCGAAGCGCUGUCACUUGUAGAUGGACACAGUCUGUCGCUCAAGCUGGGCAUGUCUCCACGCGACUGGCCAUUGACGCGAUCACUUGAGUUGGGCGGGAUCAUGCACAUAUACGCGCUUUCGCUGGCUUUCCCAAAUGUUGCGCACCUACGCAUCUUGCUGGGCUUUCAGUUCGUCCCCUCUGGGAUUCCUGGGUACGUCUGGCGAGAACUCGAUCACGUCGAGUAUCGUGUCCCCGAAAAACGCCACCUGGGGACUCUAAUAACAUAUCAACCCGCCUUCGAUCGUUUGCCUGUCCGGCGCCUCACGCUCGAACGUCAGCCAUCCAGAAACGGCGACAGUGAACCCUUGUUGCCACUCGGAGGGAUAUCACCUGUGGUGUUAGUGCUCUAUAUCCGUUCCGAGCCCUGUAGACUGUUGGCGGGAGAGAUGGAAGAUCUACGUUUCCUGCAGCUCAUGUUGGUGCACGAGGGGCAAAUACGUCUCGAGGCCACCCAAUGUCAUGUCAUGGGAUUCCUGAGUGAUACGCAGUUGUCCUAUGUCUCGGUAUUCAGCGGUGCUCCUCUCAUUGGCCUUGCGAUAUCUGUCAACGGUUAUGCCAUCAACGUUAUGUGGGAAUUGCGACCCAAGCCUGGUCCCACCCAUGGGACGAGUCACAGAUAUGUCACAAGUGGUUCCGUCUGGUCCCUUCUUCAGAACUUGAAAUACCCAUCCACCGACCGCAGGAGCUCUCGGAGUCAGAAGGAAGGCGGAUUCAUCGUCAACUGCUCGACACCCCUCGAUCCUGAUGACGCCGUGGGCUCUCUCUCGGUUGAGCAACGGACACGAUUAACUUCAAGGACCCGUGAUCCAUACCCGGCGGGACCAAUAACCAAGAACCGUUGGGGAUCCUGGUGA